This is a messenger RNA of Podospora anserina S mat+, 744 nucleotides long. RefSeq lists its product as uncharacterized. The transcript has 2 exons. NCBI's taxonomy places the organism in Eukaryota, Fungi, Ascomycota, Sordariomycetes, Sordariales, Podosporaceae. The record is from RefSeq and is a predicted model, not a curated record. Bases 1 to 744 code for a protein of 247 amino acids.
AUGUCUGGAUACUACCACAUGCCACUCCAGGGCCAGCAUGACCAGCAACAUGCUGAGCCGUCUGCCUUUCGACCUUCCCGAGCAGAGGACUGGGAACCAUACCGAGACAUCAUUGCACAUCUCUACAACACGAUGAAGCUCAAGGAUGUCAUGACCGAGAUGCAGAUGACAUACAACUUCAAAGCAACUGAGAAGCAGUACAAGACUCAGUUGAAGAAGUGGAACCUUGAUACCAAGUACAUCAAGGCAUCCGAGUACAUGGCCAUGCUUCAGAUCAUGCGUGAGCGGGAGGCCCAGGACCCAUCCAAGCAGACACGCUUCAUUCUUCGCGGGAGACCAGUAGAUCCCAAGGAUAUUGCUCGGUUUGAGAAGCGGCAUCAGAAGAAAGGGACCCUGAAGGAAGGGGAGCUGGCAGAGCUUCAGGGUAGGCAAAAUCUACCGUUCUUCACACAUGACCAUCAACUAAUAUAUCAACCACAGAACCUGUCGAGGACCUCAUCUAUCACACUCCUUCUCCUGAGCCAACAGGAUAUGCAUACACUGCAACCUCCGACUACGGGUCAACCUCUUCGUAUGCAACCACUUCCGCAUACGACACUUCCUCGCAAUACGCCUAUAGCUACGGCAUGUGACCCGAGCAAUGCAUCUACGACCACGCAAGGUGGCUUUCUACCCGAAUAUUUUGACGACGAGGUGCAACCCGCAGAUGGGGGCGCAUCGUCGAUUUCCUUUUUUCAGCAAUAG